Molecule: messenger RNA, 1733 nt
Organism: Equus caballus (horse)
Lineage: Eukaryota; Metazoa; Chordata; Mammalia; Perissodactyla; Equidae
Source: RefSeq, a predicted model, not a curated record
GCCGGGGUCUCAGGUCUUGGGCUGUACCCGGGAGGGCGCUCCCUGCCUGUGGGCGCCCAGGGGCCGCUGCGGGCUCCUCUGGGGCGUCCAGCCGGGGCCUGCCGCGCGCGGUGGUCCGCAGGCUCUGGGUGGGCGGGGCCCCGCGCUCACCCCAGCCUUAAAGGAGAACCUAUCAGAGACGAGACUGCGGGUUAACCUGGGAUGUGGUGUCCUAGGUUCCGGCUUGAGACUCCUUAUUUGUGUUGUAAAUGCUGAUGGAGAUGGAAGCUGCUCCACUUAAGCGCUGAGUUCUCAGUCUGGAUAGGUCAAGACACUUGAGUUGUAGCUCCUGAUUUGGUUCCCGUGUGGGGGAUUUAUUUUGUCCCUGUGCUUCCAUUUGAGCAGUCAGUAGUGGAGCUGAUUUUUUAAAACAUCACAGUUAUUUGAAAACGCGUGGUGAAGGGAGCAGAAUGAGAGGAAAAGGGAGGAAUUCCUGGACGCUUGCCUUUUUUACCUUAAGGAAUUUCCAUUUCUAGAUCGUGGCUAAAGAGAAGGUAUGGGAGCCCUGACCUACCAGCACACGCUAAAAAUUAUCUUCUUUUUCUAUCUAUUUUGAUAUUCGCUGGUGUGAGCAAAAGACUCCAGGUGAAAAUAAAAACACGAGUUUUUUACAGAUGGAAACUUACUACUGCAAAUCCUGGAGGCAAAGUGUGCACGACAUGGAAUGUCGAAGGCCCUGUGAUGUGCCUAUUGAUCUUGUACAUUUUAAGCGGGAAAACAAAUCAAGGUGCACUGAAGAAAAUGAGUCUUUCCUCAAAGGAGAUAGAAGAUGGGGAAGAUGAGAUGUCAGAAGAUAAGGACAAUAGCAGUAGAGAUGAGAACCUAUGAAAAAAAAACACCUGAUAAAUGGAAGAUGGAAAUGGCCAAGCAGAAGGCUCCCCCUGACACCACAAAACAGAAAUUAGAAGCUAAACCACCUGUAACUUUCAGACUGUUUGUGGGAAACCUGAAUUUCAACAAAAUGGCUACUGAGCUAAAAACUGGUCUCAGUGAAUUUUUUGCUAAAAAUGAUCUCGCAGUUGUUGGUGUCAGAGUUGGCUUCUCCAGAUUUGGUUAUGUGAAUUUUAAAUCCGCUGACGACCAGGAAAAAGCCUUGGAACUUAGAGAUACAAAGGUCCUUGGGUAUGAAAUGAAAUUGAAGAAACCAAAGGGAAAGGAAAGAAAGAAAGGGUUCUCUCCAGGACUCAUUCCCUGGCUACUUGUGUCCCAUCCAUGGAGUCUCAGCUUACAGGUCACUUCCUCGGAUCAGGAGAAUCUUCCUUUACCCCCAGACUGGGAUCGAGAUGCCAGAACGCUUCUGAUCAAGAACCUGCCUGACAAAGUCACUCAGCAUGAAUUAAAAGAAGCGUUUGAGGAUGCUUUUCAAAUCAGAUUGGUGAGCAAGGAUGGCAUGAGGGAAAGGAUCGCCUAUAUUGAUUUCUACUCACAAGUGGGCUGCAGAGAGAGCCUUGGCAAAGAAGCAAGGAAGAGAGAUCGGUGGGCUUGCCAUAGUUCUGGACCGUGCUGGAGAGAAAAGCCAAGGCCAAGAAGAUAGACAGUACAGCCCCUGGAGAGUGGGGAAACGAAAGCUAGAACAGGAAAGCCACACGUUUCAAGAAAAAUGGGAGCGAGCUUAUUUCUUUGUGGAGGUAAAGAAUGUUCCUACAUGUUUAAUAUGCAAACAAAGUCUGUCUGUGUCGAAAGAAUAUAACCUA